AUGAGCUCUGGCCCUGGUAUCGUCUUCUACGACAUCCCGUCGCAGCACGCGCGCGUCACCUGGUCGCCCAACCCCGCGAAGACGAGAUAUGCGCUCGACUUCAAGGGACUGGCGUACACCACCGAGUGGGUCGAGUACCCGGACAUCGAGGGCGUCGUGAAGGCGCUCGGCGGGGCGCCGACGGGGAAGAAGGCAGACGGCCGGCCACACUAUACGCUGCCGAUGAUUCGCGAUUUGGGCACCGGCCAGGUCGUCACGGACUCGCUGAACAUCGCGAUCUACCUGGACAAGACGUACCCCGACAAGCCGCUUAUGCCCGGCGGCGACUGGGCGCUCAUCCCCGCCUUCGAAUCUGCGAUCCAGCCGCUGCUCAGCAACCAGCUCCCCUUCGGCAUCCCCGCCUCGCAGGCGCUGCUCAACCCGCCCAGCGCGACCUACUUUCGGGCCACACGGGAAGUCAUGUUUGCGCAGACGAUGGAGGACAUGUUGCCGGCCCCCGGGAGCGAGCGCGAAACCACACAGUGGGCGAAGGUCCAGGCCGCGUGGAACACCAUCGACGGCUGGCUUACUACUGCGGGCACCAAAUAUUUCGGCGGGGCAGAAAGGAACUACGCAGACCUGUAUGUCGCCGCGUAUGUGUUCUGGAUCCGGACGGUGUUCACUGAAGACAAGUGGCGCGACUUUGCAACGUGGCAUGGGGGACGUUGGGCACUGCUGUUGGAUACCGUCGAGAAGGAUUAG
Molecule: messenger RNA, 741 nt
Organism: Mycena indigotica
Lineage: Eukaryota; Fungi; Basidiomycota; Agaricomycetes; Agaricales; Mycenaceae
Product: Glutathione transferase fungal specific class A
Exons: 3
Coding region: 1-741 (246 amino acids)
Source: RefSeq, a predicted model, not a curated record